Messenger RNA from Phaedon cochleariae (mustard beetle), 444 nucleotides. Lineage: Eukaryota; Metazoa; Arthropoda; Insecta; Coleoptera; Chrysomelidae. The record is from the annotation of a GenBank genome assembly.
AUGAUUUUGUUGCAGACAGAUUAUCAAAGUGCUCAACAUGAGUCAUUGGAAGAUGUAUCAGAAACAGAAGACUUCGGCACAGGUUAUCAAGAACAUGAAAUGUUUAAGGCUGUAUUCAGCGAAGGUGAAGAUAAUCAAGGGGUGGACAUGGACAUGUAUGAUUUAGUGAUAGAUAACCUUCAUAUAGGUACUCUAUUAUUUUUGGAAACUCCGAGUAAAAUGAGAGGAGAGGAGGAGAAACUAAAACUGAAACUGUGGAAAGAGAUAAGUGAGGAACUGUGUAAAAAAGGAUAUUUAGCAGAUGCUGAAAAAUGUAGGCAGAAGUUUGCCAACUUGAGCAAAAAAUAUGUAGAGUUCGUUCGCCAUGGCAAACAAACUGGCAAAGAGAAAAAUCAGGAACCGGCAAGUUACUGCACAAAAUUUUGGGUGACAAGGCUGAAGUAG